Molecule: messenger RNA, 1703 nt
Organism: Aphidius gifuensis
Lineage: Eukaryota; Metazoa; Arthropoda; Insecta; Hymenoptera; Braconidae
Product: sperm-associated antigen 6-like
Exons: 8
Coding region: 70-1695 (541 amino acids)
Biological process (GO): cilium movement
Cellular component (GO): microtubule cytoskeleton
Molecular function (GO): microtubule binding
Source: RefSeq, a predicted model, not a curated record
CACGGCAUGUUCACUUUAUUUAAACAGUCAAUGAAAUUUUCUUCAAUCAUUUUUUAAAAAUUUAUUAAAAUGACAUCAAGGACAAUUGUACAUGCAAUGCACGAGUACCAGAUAGCUCGUUUGAAUUUUGUAAAAUCAAUGUCGGAUUUAGCUUCGAGGUCUCAAAAUAUUGAAAAUCUUGAAGCUGCUGGAGUGCUGAAUUUACUUGGACCACUUGUCAUUGAUAUUAAUCCAACAGUUCAACAUACAGCUGUAACAGCCUUGGGAAAAAUUGCCAAUCAUGAUGAAAGACUUGCUCGUGCUGUUGUCAACAUGAAAUUUAUUUCUCAACUAUUAAAAAAUAUUGAAAAACAAAACAAAUUCUUCAAAAAGUCAGCAUUAUUUGUAUUACGUUCGGUGGUUAAACAUUCACCAGAGCUAGCUAAACUUGUGGUGAUUGAUGAUCCCAUUGGCAUGGAGGCAAUGAUUGUCUGUUUGGAAGAUUUCGAUCCUGGAGUCAAAGAAUCAGCUGCAUGGGCUAUUGGAUAUGUUGGCAAACACAACAGUGAUCUUGCCCAGUCAGUUGUCUCAGCAGGUGCUUUACCUCUUCUGGUGCUUUGUCUACAAGAGCCUGAAAUAUCAUUGAAGCAAAUAAGUACAUUGGCCCUUUCUGACAUUAGCAAACACUCUCUCCAACUUGCCCAGUCAGUUACUGACACUGGAGGAAUUGCAUAUCUCGUAAAACUUAUACAAAAUCCAGACUACAAAUUAAAACGACAAGUUUUUUAUGCUUUAAGUAAUAUUGCCAAACACUCGGUAAAUCUUGCUGAGUCUGUACUCGAGGCUGAUAUAUUUCCUGAUGUUCUGGAACACAUGGGUCAUCCUGAUGAAAAUGUACAAAAAGCUGCUGCCACAUUGACACGAGAAAUAUGCAAACAUACCCUUGAGCUAGCUCAACUUGUUGUUAACACUGGUGGAAUUGGAGCACUUAUUGAAGUUAUAAUAACAACACAAUCAGCAAGACUUCCAGCAAUAAUGUCACUUGGAUAUAUUGCUGGUCAUUCGGAUCAAUUGGCAAUGGUUAUUAUUGGAUCAAAAGGUGUAGCUCAAUUAUCAACAUUAUUGAAUGAUGAUAAUGAUGAUCAUGUACUUUCAAUAACAGUUUGGACACUUGGACAAAUUGGUAAACACAGUCAUGAACAUGCCAAGGCCAUUGCCAUUGAAAAUAUAUUUCCAAAAAUACUUUAUAUGUAUUCAAGGACACAAAGCUCAGAGGAUUUAAAAAGCAAAUCAAAAUCAACUUUGAAAAAUGUUCUACAAAAAUGUAUUUAUUUUGAGGCAUUGGAGCAACUGCUACACACUGCUCCACCUGAAAUUCUAAAAUACGUUCUCAAACAAUAUAGCCAGAUACUACCAAAUGAUCCAAAAUCUCGUCGACUAUUUGUGACAUCUGGGGGAUUAAAAAAAGUACAAGAAAUUUAUGCCGAGCCUGGUACAAGUCUCUCCGAGUAUAUUGGAAUUAUUAAUUGUUGUUUCCCUGCUGAAAUUGUCAGGUAUUAUUCACCUGGAUACCCAGAGGAUCUCCUGGAAAUUGUGGAGAAUUUUCAGCCAAGUCGAAAUUUGCCUGUUACUACUGGAAAUAAAAAGAAAUCUAAAGUUGUAACUUCAUCAUCUACAUCCAACUCUUCUUUGUCAUUGAAAAACGAAAAAAUUUAAUAACAAAU